AUGCUGCAGGGUGGUUGUUUGACGCGAGCUCAGGUGGCGGAGAACAAGCUCUACAGCGCGGGGGCAGAUCAAGUGAUCACUGAGUGGGACUUAAAUGAGUCCCGUCCGACUCGCACGUUCGAGGGGCACGAGGGCUGGAUCACGGCGAUCGUCAUCGACAGCUCGCAAGGGCUCCUCAUCUCAGCCUCUGACGAUCAGACGGUCCGCGUGUGGGACCUAAGAACGUCCGAGUGCCUUCAUGUGCUGCGAGGACACGACGAGCCGCUGGCACUCGAGCUGGUCGACCAGACGCUCGCGGUGGCCUGCAAGGGGGCGGUGAUGGUGUGGAACACGCGCACGUGGAAGCUGCGGCAACGCCUGACGAACCACACGCAAGUGCUGCGCGCCAUGUCCGCGGGCCUUCAGCUCUCCAAGCGCAGGCCGCUGGACCCUCGAGUGUUGGAGGCAAGGGAGGCGAGCAAGCUGUCGGGCCUCGUGGUCGGGGCCGUGCGAGCGUCGAAGAAGCACCUGAUGGCGUCGGUGGACGACGGGUGUAUCUGGGUGUGGAACUUGAAGAGCUGGGAGGUAGAGCGGAAGCUUCUUGCUCCAACGCAGAGGGGAGUCUGGGUGCGCCCGCUGCUGGUGAUCUCCAGCUACAACGCCGAGCUGAAACGAGAGGAGGCGAAGCUGGUCUCGGGGUGGGCGGACGGAGCCAUCAGGUCGUACGACUUGCGGACUUGGAGGCUCGAGCACACGAUGGCUGCCCACAGCGGACCUAUCCUGUCGCUAGAGAGCGUCGGAGAGAAGCUGGUCAGCACCGGGGCAGACAUGACGGUCAUCGAGUGGAACGUGACGGACUGGACGAUCGAGAGAGUCAGGCGAGGGCACAGAGGCGCCGUGAGCUCUGCGGCAGGAGCAGGAGAGCGUCUGGUCACGUCCUCCAUCGACGGCUUCAUCAAAGUUUGGGAGCAGUGAGUCUCGUGUAUCAUAUGUAUCUUCCUCCACCUCCCCUGCUGUAAACUAUAUCAACCUCC
Molecule: messenger RNA, 1013 nt
Organism: Guillardia theta CCMP2712
Lineage: Eukaryota; Cryptophyceae; Pyrenomonadales; Geminigeraceae
Exons: 4
Coding region: 1-954 (317 amino acids)
Molecular function (GO): protein binding
Source: RefSeq, a predicted model, not a curated record